GGAGAAUCAAUUAAAAUGUAUGCAACAGGUAGAGUUUUAAAUGAUGAAGAGGUAAUGAAAGUUUUUAAUAAAUGGUAUAAUAGGUAUAAAAACAACGAUCCUUUUUCGUCAUUUGCUGUAUUUUUAAAUAACGAGUUUAUAGGUCAUUCAACAUUAGGUCACUCUGGACAUCCAGGUAUCUCGGAAUGCAGUAUACUAUUAUUAAAACCCUAUUGGGGUAAGGGAUAUGGAUAUGAAAUAUCAAAUACCAUGGUCAACGAAUAUUCGCAUACCCUAAUCGAAGAAAAUUAUUUAAUAGAUGGCGAACCAUUAAAAAAAGUGUUGGCUACUGCAAGAACUGAUAAUAUACCAUCAAAUAAAAUGUUAAUGAAAUGUGGUUUUAAAAAAACAAAAGAAAAUAUAUUAUAUGGGAAUAAUAGAAAUUUUUAUGAACUAAAUAUAAAUAAAUAAAUAAUUAAGAG
Messenger RNA from Dictyostelium purpureum, 461 nucleotides. RefSeq lists its product as uncharacterized. The record is from RefSeq and is a predicted model, not a curated record. Bases 16 to 450 code for a protein of 144 amino acids. Gene Ontology annotation, molecular function: acyltransferase activity, transferring groups other than amino-acyl groups. Lineage: Eukaryota; Evosea; Eumycetozoa; Dictyosteliales; Dictyosteliaceae. The transcript has a single exon.